Molecule: messenger RNA, 1932 nt
Organism: Lachnellula hyalina
Lineage: Eukaryota; Fungi; Ascomycota; Leotiomycetes; Helotiales; Lachnaceae
Exons: 4
Coding region: 1-1932 (643 amino acids)
Molecular function (GO): protein binding
Source: RefSeq, a predicted model, not a curated record
AUGAGGGAGGAAUACCUGCAAAGUGGCCACGGAAACAGAAUCCAGACAUUGCCGUCCAACAAUGCGAGCAUCGACAAUACAGUAAACCUGUCAGCACCCACGCCAGGUCCAGCAAUGGCUUCGAGAACGAAGAAUGGGGGAGAUGGAUACGGUCAGGGCAAACGAAAACAACGAUCAAUGCGUCUGAACACCAGGACAGCUCUCUUGUCAAUUCUCGCGACUGUACCAGCUGCGAUGGCCGAGAACUGCAUAUCGCUCACCGGGUCGACCCAAUGUCCAGGCUUCAGCUCUUCGUCGAUAUCCACCGACAGCACUCUGGUCGGCCUUUUCCCCUUUCUGCAAUACGUUUCGAGCACUGCGACGUUUGACGAACAAUUGCGCUCGUAUGUCUCUACAAGCUACGUGCAACAGAAGUACCAAACACUUCUUGGCUGUGGAAAUCUCGAUUUGACCAACACCACAAACCUUUAUGCACGCUUCACAACCACCGUAAUAUGUAAUUCAAUAAUUCAAAAUUCCAAGACACCAUGUGCACUAUCAACAGCAGAUUCGCGGCCAGUCUGCGCUGCUACAUGUGCCGAUCAAGCCGAGAGCGAGGCUAUGAUCAUUGCCAACAGCGCGCUCUGCUCAAACCCCAACAGCAACUCGGAUUCUCAAAUUAGAGCUGAUUUUACAAAUUGCGCACUGCCAGCCAACUCUUUGAGCGGUACCUGCAUAGACGGGUCUGUAAAUGAGGAUCAGAACUGUGGCUUCGGGAACAGUACGGUUGGCUUAUGUCAAUAUUGUGGUGCGGGAGGACAGAACAGUACAGACACGUGCUGUUAUAAUUCCAAUGCCGAAAAAAGGUGUGCCGGAGUUGUGCUGCCAACGAUUACUGCUUUCGUGACAUUCGCCACGUCGUCUCCCACUGCCUCUCCCACUGCCUCUCCCACUUCUUCAACUUCCGCAUCAGCUUCAAGUACGGCCGCUGCAUCUAGUUCGAAGAAGGGGCUGUCUGGAGGCGCUAUUGCUGGUAUUGUUGUGGGGUCUAUUGUUGGGGCCGCGCUCAUUGCAGCGUUCGCUGUUCUUCUGUUACUCUGCUUGCGUCGCAGACGUGGAAGCCAGAAUGGAAGUGUUUUCAACCAACCAUCGCCUGCCAGGAAAGGUCAAAGCAGCAUGGCAUACAACGGAGUGGGCACGACAACAACCCCCGAAGGCUACGAAGUACUUCCAGGAGGACGAAUUGCGCGAAUGUCGGCUCUAGAGGGUCACUCAGGUGACUCGCCUCCUCGAAAUGAAGGCAGUGCUGCCAGGAAUGCCGCCGCUGCUGGUGCAAUGGGUGGAUAUGCAGCUAGACGUACCCGAAAACAUGACCAGUCGUCUUCGGAUGAAUAUAGUCCGGAGUCGAUUAAUCAACGCGGCAUUCUACGACCUCCUCCAACAGCACAGCGACGUGCAGGGUCUCUUUCGAGUAAUUCAGCUCUUGGAUUCGACGACCCGCAAUCACCAAAUUCAGGAAGUGGUGGUGAUUUGUCAUCACCACAAGCAGCCGCUAGCCAGCAAUCCGAACAGUUACCCUUCUUCAAAGACUACUAUUCGUCUGAGGAGAUCCACCCAGGAGACAAAGUUGCCACACUCUGGGCCUACCAACCUCGAGCGGGUGACGAGUUCGCUUUAGAGCGUGGUGACAUGCUCAAAGUAGUGGGUAUCUGGGAUGAUGGUUGGGCAACCGGAGUUUUAACCGACGAGCGCGCGGAAGACUGGGAUGCUAAAAGAAAUGUUCAACGAGACAGCGGAGUCUCGAACACAUCUGGUCGAAGAGACGAAUCGCCAGCUGUUAGUGGUGAAAUCAAGGCAUUUCCACUUGUAUGUGUAUGCAUGCCAGACCACUGGAGGAAGACUAUCGAGGGCGAUGGCUCGACUGAAACUGGUUCCAGUUUGCCUCAAGCAUGA